This is a messenger RNA of Temnothorax curvispinosus, 2322 nucleotides long. RefSeq names its product xaa-Pro aminopeptidase ApepP. Gene Ontology annotation, molecular function: metalloaminopeptidase activity. The coding region runs from base 363 to 2228 and encodes 621 amino acids. The record is from RefSeq and is a predicted model, not a curated record. Lineage: Eukaryota; Metazoa; Arthropoda; Insecta; Hymenoptera; Formicidae. The transcript has 6 exons.
CUCCGCGAGACCCACAUGGCCACCGAAGCUACAACUACAUAUGAUGCGCCGGGAGCUGGUGCUGGGGGACGCGUUGUCGGCCGCGUAGCGGAGCCAGCGGAGUUCCUCCACCCCGAAGCACGUUCUCCACCGCGCAUCUGUAUCCGAGAAGAUAAGGACUUGUUUGGCAACGUGCGAUCGCUUUCUCUUAUCGCGCCGAUAAGAUAGCUGAUCUUUUAAAAGGACAACAGGAGACGAGUGUUCGCGAUACUGCUAGAUAACGUGGCUCUCCGGAGACGACAACAGGAAUCCUUAUUACUUUCUACGUGACAGAUGCGUCGGUAGAGUGACACGAGGAGCGUUUGAACGAUAUCUCGCAAAAGAUGGUAAGAAGGGACGGACUUUGGAAGCUGACCCAGCUUCGGGAGUUGAUGAGGAACGUUCAAGGUGUACGAGAGAAGGGUAUCCAGGCUCUGAUCGUCAACGGCGAGGAUGCGCAUCAGUCGGAGUAUUCCACCGAGCGAGACCAGAGGCGACGUUUCAUCAGCGGCUUCCGUGGUUCCUACGGCACGGUGGUCGUUAUGCACCACGCAGCGUUGCUGUGGACCGAUGGGAGAUAUUAUCAGCAAGCCAUGUCGGAAUUGGACCCGCCGGAGGCGUGGACUUUGAUGAGGGAAGGUUUACUGGAUACACCUACCAUCGGCGCAUGGCUGGCUUCGAAUUUACCUCCGAAAUCCACAGUCGGAGCGGACGCUGUUCUAAUAAGUUAUACACAGUGGAUGCGAUUGCACAGUAUCUUAGCCGCCGCUGGACAUUGCUUACUUCCACUUCUUGAGAACCUGGUGGACAAAGUAUGGGCUGAUGAGCAACCGGCGCCAACGGCCAAUAUAAUAUUGCCGCAAUCGUUACGAUACUCGGGCCAGAGUGCAGGAGACAAAGUAAGAUUGUGUCGCGACGCUAUGCGAGAGAAGGGCGCGACGAUGCUCGUGGUAACCGCGCUGGAUGCGAUUGCAUACCUGCUAAAUUGGAGAGGAUCCGACAUACCUUUCAAUCCAGUCUUCUUCGCAUACGUUAUUCUCACCUUGAAAGACGUAUAUGUCUUUAUAGACAGAAGUAGAGUUAGCCAGGAGGCGUUGGAGCAACUGAAGAACGAGGGUGUCGAGCCAAUCUUUCACCCCUACGAAGAUUUAUAUGUUUACAUGAAGGAGCUCGUGAAUUCGUGUACGGAUCAAGAUAAAAUUUGGAUCAGCAACAAAUCCAGCUUUGCGCUACACGCCCUAUGCGGGGAUAUUAAGAAACAUACGGAUAUUACGCCUCUUAGCGUCAUGAAAUCGAUAAAGAAUUCUAUUGAGAUAGAGGGCAUGAGAGCGUCGCAUGUGAGAGAUUCGGCCGCUCUUGUAAAAUAUUUUGCUUGGCUAGAAGAUAAGAUAAAGAACACGAACGAAUGUAUCACGGAAAUCUCCGGUGCGACACGAUUGGAAAAGUUUAGACAGGAACAAGCUCACUUCGUCGGAUUAAGUUUUACCACUAUCUCAUCUGUCGGUCCUCACGGAGCAGUUAUUCAUUAUUCACCUACGGCAGAGACUGAUGUGCCUAUUACAGACAAAGAACUUUAUCUCUGUGAUUCUGGUGCACAGUAUCACGAUGGUACGACAGAUGUAACGAGAACGUUACACUUUGGCGAGCCCACGAGUUUCGAACGUGAAUGCUUCACCAGAGUUUUUAAGGGACAAUGCCGACUAUCGACAAUGAUAUUCCCCUUGAAAACGAAAGGGAAUUACCUCGACACCCUGGCGCGCGAAAGUUUAUGGAGCGUUGGUCUCGAUUAUCUUCACGGUACCGGCCAUGGAGUAGGAUCCUAUCUCAAUGUCCACGAAGAGCCGAUUGGUAUCUCGUGGAAACCGCAUCCAGACGACCCAGGUUUACAACCGGGAAUGUUCUUAUCAAACGAGCCGGGAUAUUACGAAGACGGGAAGUUUGGCAUUAGAUUGGAGAACAUUGAGUUAGUUGUUCCUGCGAAGACACCUUACAAUCACAAAAAUCGAGGUUUUCUGACUUUCGAAACCGUUACGCUUGUACCUAUUCAAACGAGUCUGCUCGAUGUAUCAAUGCUUACGGACAAGGAGAUCGAAUAUUUAAAUAAUUAUCAUGUAAAGUGUUUGGAGGUUUUGAAACCUUUGCUACAAGGACCGGAGAACAUUCAGGCACUUAAAUGGCUUGAAAAACAAACCCUUCCCAUUUCUCGCUGAAGAUUUAUCUUUAACUCAACACGAUGAGUUGUAAAAAAAAAAUUUCUUGAGAUCAUGUAACAAUUUUAUCACGAUAUAUAUAUAUUAAAACUAU